AUGUCCGCAUCCGACGACGAGGCCCACAAUGUCAACUUCGAGACCGCCCACGCCGGCGCCUCGCUGACCUUCCCCAUGCAGUGCUCUGCCCUGCGCAAGAACGGUCACGUCGUCAUCAAGGGCCGCCCCUGCAAGAUCAUUGACAUGUCGACCUCCAAGACCGGCAAGCACGGUCACGCCAAGGUCCACCUCGUCGCCACCGACAUCUUCACCCAGAAGAAGUACGAGGACAUCUCCCCCUCGACCCACAACAUGGACGUCCCCAACGUCACCCGCAGCGAGUACCAGCUCAUCAACAUUGACGACGGUUUCCUCAACCUGAUGAACAACGACGGUGACACCAAGGACGACGUCAAGGUCCCCGAGGGCGAGCUCGGCGAGCAGAUCCAGGCCGGCUUCGACGAGGGCAAGGACCUCAUGGUCACCAUCGUCUCGGCCAUGGGCGAGGAGCACUGCCUCUCGUUCAAGGACGCCCCCGCCGCCAAGUAA
Messenger RNA from Pseudozyma flocculosa PF-1, 489 nucleotides. RefSeq lists its product as uncharacterized. The coding region runs from base 1 to 489 and encodes 162 amino acids. Gene Ontology annotation, biological process: positive regulation of translational elongation; positive regulation of translational termination. Gene Ontology annotation, molecular function: ribosome binding; RNA binding; translation elongation factor activity. NCBI's taxonomy places the organism in Eukaryota, Fungi, Basidiomycota, Ustilaginomycetes, Ustilaginales, Ustilaginaceae. The record is from RefSeq and is a predicted model, not a curated record. The transcript is spliced from 4 exons.